ACAUCACCAAAUUUUGAGCCUUUUCCUUUUUCCAAACUCACCCACUUUCAUUCUCUCUCUUUUUCCUUGUUGGGUUCCCCACAAAGGACACUAGCUUCUCUAAUCUGGCCAGCUUUCAUUUCUGCCACAAACAAACAAUGUGUGGGCAUUCAGGCACUCACACUCCUCCUCCACUUCCCAUUUGAAUUUUGAAAAAAAAUGGCCGCUUUGCAUUUUGGUGGCUGCAUUUGCUUCACUCUAUGAUGAGCCUCAUUCUGCAACCAGCAUGAAAUCAGGACCAAAGGAUGGUUGGCAAUCUAUCAUGCCUCUUUGUUUGAGAGGAAAAUCAGCUUCACGUUUUUGCAUGUUUCGAAAUGUGAAGACAGCAGACUACAGUCCAGGAAAUGUACCUGUCUAUCUAAAUGUUUAUGACUUGACACCUGCAAAUGGCUAUGUUUAUUGGGCAGGUGUUGGCAUCUUUCACUCUGGAGUUGAAGUCUACGGUGUAGAAUAUGCCUUUGGAGCCCACGAGUACUCAUCAAGUGGUGUCUUUGAGGUUGAACCUCGACAGUGCCCUGGCUUCAAGUUUAGAAGGUCAAUUUUCAUCGGCACAACAUGCUUGGAUCCUUUCCAGGUUAGAGAGUUCAUGGAGCGUGAAUCUGCAAAUUACAAUGGUGACACAUAUCACUUGAUAAUUAAGAACUGCAACCAUUUCUGUCACAAUAUAUGUUAUAAGCUGACUGGAAAAUCAACACCAAAAUGGGUCAACCGCCUCGCAAAAAUAGGUUCAAUGUGCAACUGUAUACUCCCAGAUGCCCUUAAGUCGACCACUGUUCCACAUGACCCCAAUUUCCAAGAAUAUGAAAGUGAAAAAAAGAGGCUAAGAAGUGCCUUCACUUGCUUGUCAUCAAUCUCAAUGCCUCAGAAGGAAGUAUCAAUGUCAUCAUUAUUUCUACAUUCUCACUAUAAAGGCUGCUUACCACCGUGGGAGUUUAGAAGGUCUAGAAAUGGCUCAUUGAAGAAAGGUUGAGAAACAACAUCCUUCAACAGCCUCUUCAGUUAAAGAAUACCGACUGGCUGCUGAGGAUUCUUGCAUCAUGAGUCCCUCGGGGAAAAAUAUUUUGUUUUGAGAUUGCUGCGCCUGCGUAAAUCCACCAAGUUCGUAUUCUUUCGCUGUAACCAGUUUGUGUA
Molecule: messenger RNA, 1170 nt
Organism: Fragaria vesca subsp. vesca
Lineage: Eukaryota; Viridiplantae; Streptophyta; Magnoliopsida; Rosales; Rosaceae
Product: deSI-like protein At4g17486-like
Exons: 4
Coding region: 266-1009 (247 amino acids)
Biological process (GO): protein deubiquitination
Molecular function (GO): deubiquitinase activity
Source: RefSeq, a predicted model, not a curated record